This is a messenger RNA of Sphenostylis stenocarpa, 1140 nucleotides long. NCBI's taxonomy places the organism in Eukaryota, Viridiplantae, Streptophyta, Magnoliopsida, Fabales, Fabaceae. The record is from the annotation of a GenBank genome assembly.
AUGGCGGUUGCGAAGAAGAAGACGCAGUCUUCGAGAAGUUGGAUUAUGUUCGAUGCCACGGGGCAGGGUUCAUUGCUCGACGUGGACAAAUAUGCGAUCAUGCAUCGGGUUCAGAUUCAUGCGCGUGAUCUCAGAAUCCUUGAUCCCUUGCUCUCUUACCCCUCCACCAUUCUCGGUCGUGAGAAGGCCAUUGUUCUUAACUUGGAGCAUAUCAAGGCAAUUAUCACCGCUGAAGAGGUAUUAUUGAGAGAUCCAUCAGAUGAAAAUGUGAUCCCAGUUGUGGCGGAACUGCAAAGGCGUUUGCCUCGAUCAAGUGCCGGCCUUCAACAGCAAGGAGAUGGUAAAGAGUAUCUUGGUGGCCAAAAUGAUGCUGAAGCAGCCGAAGAAGAUGAGUCACCCUUUGAAUUCCGGGCCCUGGAAGUUGCUUUAGAAGCCAUUUGUAGUUUUCUUGCUGCACGAACAACAGAAUUGGAGAUGGCUGCUUAUCCUGCAUUAGAUGAACUUACCUCCAAGAUUAGUAGUCGUAAUUUGGACAGAGUUCGGAAAUUGAAGAGUGCAAUGACAAGGCUGACUGGUAGAGUUCAGAAGGUCAGAGACGAGCUUGAACAAUUGUUGGAUGAUGAUGAUGAUAUGGCUGACCUAUACCUGUCAAGAAAAGCAGGUUUAGCAUCACCGGUCAGUGGAUCAGGUGCUGCAAAUUGGUUUUCUGCAUCCCCUACCAUAGGAUCAAAGAUAUCUAGAGCAAGUAGAGCAAGUCUAGCAACUGUUCGUUUUGAUGAAAAUGAUGUGGAAGAGCUUGAAAUGUUACUUGAGGCUUAUUUUAGUGAAAUUGAUCAUACCUUGAACAAAUUAACCACACUGCGAGAGUACAUUGAUGAUACUGAAGAUUAUAUUAAUAUUCAACUUGACAACCAUCGUAAUCAGCUGAUUCAGUUGGAGCUCUUUCUUAGUUCUGGAACUGUUAGUCUAGCUUUCUAUUCUUUGGUGGCUGCUAUAUUUGGCAUGAAUAUGCCAUAUACUUGGAACGAAAAACAUGAUUACAUGUUCAAAUGGGUAGUUAUUGUCUCUGGAGUAUUUUCUGUUUUAAUGUUUGUCAUGAUUGUGGUCUAUGCGCGCAAAAAGGGAUUAGUUGGAUCAUGA